Molecule: messenger RNA, 791 nt
Organism: Helianthus annuus (common sunflower)
Lineage: Eukaryota; Viridiplantae; Streptophyta; Magnoliopsida; Asterales; Asteraceae
Product: NADH dehydrogenase [ubiquinone] 1 alpha subcomplex subunit 13-A
Exons: 4
Coding region: 153-584 (143 amino acids)
Source: RefSeq, a predicted model, not a curated record
UAAUCAAGCAUUUCCAAUUUACCUGCGCAAAUUAGCAACAUUAGCUUCAGCACACGCGCACGUUAGACACAUCCUCCACUUUUGUGCAACAACCCUCGCUCAAAAUAUCCAGUUGAAGAAACGUCAGGGCAAAAGUCUUCUGACAAACAACGAUGACGGAGGCAGCGAUAAGGAACAAGCCAGGUAUGGCGAGCGUCAAAGACAUGCCUCUCCUCCAAGACGGUCCUCCUCCCGGUGGUUUCGCUCCGGUCCGGUAUGCUCGCCGGAUUCCGUCCAAAGGUCCCAGCGCCGUCGCCAUAUUCCUCGCUGCUUUUGGCGCUUUCUCUUGGGGAAUGUACCAGGUCGGCAAGGGGAAUAAGAUCCGUAGGGCAAUAAAGGAGGAGAAGUAUGCUGCCCGGAGGGCUAUUCUGCCCAUGCUUCAAGCAGAAGAGGAUGAAAGAUUUGUGAAAGAAUGGAGAAAAUAUCUUGAGGAAGAGGCCCGGAUAAUGAAAGAUGUGCCUGGGUGGAAAGUUGGCGAGAGCGUCUAUCACUCUGGAAGAUGGAUGCCUCCUGCAACGGGUGAAAUGCGACCUGACGUCUGGUAAAUCUGUGCUAGUGUUGUUAAUUUUUAUGACCCCGGUGGUUGAUUUCAUGUCGACUCACAAUUGUAUCACAAGUGAUGGUAUACUUGUAAAAUAAAUCCCAAUCAAUUCGUGGUACUUUCAGAUGUUUGAUAAACAGGCGGUUGCCCCUUUGUGCUGUGGCACCAGAUGAGAUUUUUUCUCUAUGCAUUUACAUUGAAGUUGUGUUCU